Messenger RNA from Suillus paluster, 3571 nucleotides. Its product is annotated as peptidase C19, ubiquitin carboxyl-terminal hydrolase 2. Lineage: Eukaryota; Fungi; Basidiomycota; Agaricomycetes; Boletales; Suillaceae. The transcript is spliced from 5 exons. Gene Ontology annotation, molecular function: cysteine-type deubiquitinase activity. Gene Ontology annotation, biological process: protein deubiquitination. The record is from RefSeq and is a predicted model, not a curated record. Bases 211 to 3384 code for a protein of 1057 amino acids.
CUUCAGUAUGGCCGGCGCCGCGGUACUACCACACUACGGCGCAGCUGCUUCAUUGACCUGAUCUAUCUGUCCUUUUCAUUUGCAUGCUGAGGAUCAUUUCUAUCAAAUUGCCCGUUGGCGCAGCUCUCCGUUUGACUUAAAUCUCAUUACCAAGCGCGCUGGACUUCGCCGUUAUUUUCCUCGAGUCUCACUUAGAACGAGUCAUCUAGAAUGGCGAAGCAAAAGCCUCUGACCCCUCAGGAGAUCUACCGAGCCCGGAGAGCGCGAGAAGAACGAGAGAAGAACGCACUACUACCGCCGGGAUUGUUAAACCAUGGUAAUACAUGUUUCAUGAACUCUGUGUUACAGGGUCUGAUCGCUACGCAAUAUCUGUCUCAUCUUGUCCUAUUCCAGGAUAUCCCUCCCGCCGUCCACCUGUCCGCAUUAAUCCCAGUGGCGUCUCACCGAUCACCUGAGUUGACGAAUGGCCAUGGUCUAGCAGGUCCCUACGAACGCCCUUGGACCGCGGGAUUAUACAUCGGUGAUCGGUUUGUGACCCUCUUGCGGCAGGCGUGGGCCAUGCAAGAUGACCGACAGAGAAAUUAUCUGAAGCCCAAAGAGCUUUUAGCAUCCCUUGGGCAGAAAUACGACCAAUAUCUGGACUUUCGCCAGCAAGAUGCGCAUGAAUUCCUGAGACACCUCCUUGAUGCAAUGCAGAUGGAGGAGGUUGACAUCAUCAAAAAGCGGCAGCCUUCUGCUUCUAUCAAGGGAAAAAAGAGAAAACGCACAUCUCCUGUGAAGGCACACGCGUCGCCUAACACUGACACUCAUGGUCGUGCGAAUAUCGGUCAUUCACCACUGGGACAGGUUGUCAGCGCGCCGAACUCUGAUCCAUCGCUCCCAGAGGAAGACACGUUAGCGCCGUUUGUUGACAUGCUUUUCGGGGGUAAGUUGGCCAGCAUCCUCGUGUGUCAGGCUUGCAAACACGUUUCCCAUACAUACGAGGACUUCAACGACCUCAGCUUAAGCAUAAAGGCUGAGGACUAUGCGCGCGAACGCAAGCGGGACAAGCUGAAGCAACUCGCUAAGAAACUGCGCAAUAUAUCCGGAACGGCGCUCAGCGUCAUUCCUAUGCAGCGAUCUUCUUCAGUCCCGGCUACUCCACAUAGAGAUUCGACGUUGGAGAACCAAGAAGUCGUAGAUCCUCAUAGACGACGUAGCAUUGACGUGGCGGACGUCGAAGUGGCUGCUGUGGUGGAGAUACACGCGGACCACGAUACCAACCAUGAAAUUACCACCGGAACAGACGCACCCCUACCCCAGCUCGAACUACACAUCGAACAUCACCCACCGGAAUCUGACAAUUCACCUGCUGCAACUCCUGACUUCCGUAUUAGCGAGACACUAGAAGCUGAAACCCCACAUAAAGGACGGGAACAUAUAGAGAUUAGCGAACCUUCUUUAGGCGAUGGUCGCGAGAAAAGAGAGAAGUCGGAAAGCUGGUCAAAGCUUGGGCGAAGAAUUAGCGUGUCAGUUGGACUCACCAAGCAAUCCAGGGAGGAUCGACGUCGCUCGAAAGAAGUGAAGAAAGCGAAAAAAGACGCAUUGCAUCAGCGUAAUGCAAAGGACGGCGAUACCUACCCCCGGUCUCCAUCUCUCCAUACCACAGUACCCACCGUCCAACCUGUUGACUCUCCUGACGUGAAUAUCGAUCGAGAACCGACAUCUCUUAGCGCCGUCAACGACAUGUUGCAGGCACAACUAGCUGCAGUUAAGCGGUCUUGGUCGCCAGUGCAAAGGUCCUCCCCUUCACCCUCAGCCUCCUCCACACCUCGUUUUCCUCUCAUCUCCCGACCACCUACUCCCUCCGUAACAAGCAAACGUCCGAAAGUUCCCAGAACCCCAAAAAUGAGUGCUGAAGAAGCAGCUUAUUUGCGCGAUAUCCUAGCCGAUAUCAGUCCAGGAGGAGCUGCAAGUCCAUUUUCUAUCUUCAAGCAGACGAAGGAUCAGUCUAAUGCGGGCCCUUAUACCACUCAAAAUAUGUUUCUGAAGAUCCCUCAGCUUGGCGGUCUGGAAGAGUGUUUGAGAUUAUUUACCUCAGUCGAGGUUCUCGACGGGGAGAACAUGGUCAAGUGUCAUCGCUGUUGGAAGAUUGCCAAUGGCCUUUAUGAACCCAAGUCGAGCGGACAAAAUCAGGAGUCCGAUUCUUGCACUGAUAGUGACGAUGAAAACGAGAGCUCGACUGACGAUGAUCAGCCCAUACACACCCAACUGCCAAAUGGGAGCGCCCAUCUACCAAUGCUGAAUCAUACCGAUCGUCUCAGGUUUUUGAUUUCUUCCUCAAGUUCUGUCACUUCCUUUCACGAUACUCCUGAUAGCCAUGAUACCCCAAGAUCACUCUCGGGUGAUACAGCUCUUCUUACCUCUUACGAUUCACAUUGUAGUAUUAAACCUCUACCGCCUUCCUUGGAGCUGAUGAACGAUGAUCGUUUACCCUCUACAUCAACACCUCGUCCUGCGACAUACGGUGGUCUUCCUAUUCCAUCGAUAUCUACCACCGGUCCGGAGUCGCCGAUGUCUAUCAAGACAGCCAGGCCCAUUGCCACAGCCUCGUCUACCAGUUCCAUGUCAUCCCAGGCGUCUUUGCACGCUCCCACACCAAAGCGUGACAAGGAGAAACAUCCCACUAAUAUAAUGGAGAGCGAGGGCUGUUCUGACGAGGAAAGUGGGACAUCUGCUAAUUUAUCUGCUUACUCGGAUGUUUCUUCUACUGCUGCAUCACCGGUAGUAUCACCAAACGUCUCCCACGAGAACCUCACAGUAUCUCCAACACCUCACGCACCGCUGAAACAGCUUUCAGGGAUGCCUGAUUCCACGGGUGUCCCUCUGUCCAAGAAAGUGGUCAUGCGAGCCGCGUAUAAACGAUAUCUCAUUGCCACUCCCCCGCCGAUUCUCGUCAUUCACCUAAAACGUUUUCAACAAAUGUCGAAAGUUCCCAUCAUGUCCUUCUCCUCCAGUUUCAAGAAGCUCGAGGAUUACGUAUCAUUCCCAGAAUACCUCGACAUUGCGCCAUACUUGGCACCAAAGCGGGAACAGUAUGCGGAUGCCAAGGUGGGGCACGUUCGCGGUCGAACUAAACGUCCCGAACGGUGCAUGUACAGGCUAUAUGCCGUCGUCGUACAUAUUGGGAACAUGCUUGGUGGUCACUAUAUCGCAUAUACAGCCCUCCCUUCGGCCACGAAGGAGGAUGAACAAACGUCAUCGGUAACUGAAUCCGAGAACUUGUCGCACACGGAUCGACCACAUCGUGACUGGGCAUAUAUUAGCGAUACCACAGUGCGGCUAUCCUCUUUGGACGAGGUCUUAAAGAGCAAGGCAUACAUCUGCAUGUACGAGAGGAUAUAAAUUGGACUCGGCAUAUUCCGUUCACCUCGUCGUUUUUCACGUAUCUUUAUCCUUUUUGCUUUCCCAUAAGCACUAGGGUGGCCUUGUUUUAUCAGAGCUGUAUAGCUUGGACUUGAAAUUUAUAUGUAGAUUUUGCGUGUGCGUUCACUCCCUUGUUUUCGAUUGAGCAAGCAAGGUUUUUGCUGAU